Molecule: messenger RNA, 673 nt
Organism: Leptinotarsa decemlineata (Colorado potato beetle)
Lineage: Eukaryota; Metazoa; Arthropoda; Insecta; Coleoptera; Chrysomelidae
Source: RefSeq, a predicted model, not a curated record
AAUAUUUUUUAUACAUUCUAGCUUCCAAACUAUCCUAUUUCGCCGCAGUUUGAUGAAGAUUUGGUGAGAAUCAAACUCAAAAUGAAUGCUCCAAACGAAGUGCCAGCAUUUCUAUUCCAUGUACUGUCGCUGAAAAAAAAGUUCAAUGUCUUGUGUGAAAUUUCAUCAAUAUUUGAAGAUUUAAUUCGAGGACAAUGUAAAAUUGAAAACAACUUUUUCGAUAUGUUGAAAGAUUUGAUUUUAACAUUCAAGUUUCUAGCAACCUCGAACAAAGUAGUGAUAAACGAUAAACAUUAUUAUAAUAAUGUAUGUAAAGAAAUUGAAAGUAGGAUGGUCAAUUAUGAUGCUUCAUUUGAAACAAAGAGUUACUAUGGAGAAUACGAAGCUGAAAUCAAAAGAUGUACAAUAAUAUUGUUGAAACUUCUGUUUUUUGAAAAUGAUCAGUUAGCCGAUAAGAUUCAGUUAAUUCUUUUUGAUACUGUUAUACAUUGGAUUGAUUUUGUGAAAGCUGAGAUCAUCAGUUAUCUUCAUUUAGAGAAGGGAAGAGAAUAUGGUCAGUAUUUCUCUAAGUUGGUGCAAUAUUACAAGAGGAAUAAAGCUAAAUUUGUGUUCACAAAUCGGUAGUUAAUGUAGAUUCAUGUAUUCUUAUUUAUAUUAUUUUCCAAUUUUAUCA